Chara braunii is the source of this 1645-nucleotide messenger RNA. Lineage: Eukaryota; Viridiplantae; Streptophyta; Charophyceae; Charales; Characeae. The record is from the annotation of a GenBank genome assembly.
CCAUGGAUUCCAUCAUCUUCUUGUCCGAGAAGAAGAUCGUCCGACAACCGCGUUUGUGCUUUUCACAGGUACGUGGCAAUGGAUUCGAUGCCCGAUGGGUAUCUGCAACGCCCCUGCGACUUUUCAGCGUGCCAUGAACAUGGCUUUCCGGAAUUUCGUGCGGAAGAUUCGCCUGGCGCAGAGCAUCAUCAACUACUGCGUGAUUGUGUACAUGGAUGACAUCUUGGUGUAUUCGAGCUCCUACGAGGGACACGUGCAGCACAUCCAAUGGGCACUGCAUGCGUUACGAGAUGCAAGUUUCAAGGUGACGCUUGAGAAGUGUCAGUUUUUCCUCACCACCAUUUCCUUCCUAGGGCACGUGGUGACAGACAAGAGACUCCAGCCGGAGCCACAGAAGGUGGCAGUUAUCAGGGAUUCUCUGGUGCCUACAACUAUCACGCAAGUUCGCGCCUUUCUGGGCCUGGCCUCGUACUACCGAAGAUUUAUCAAGGACUUUGCGGCGAUUGCGGGACCCCUCACGAAUCUGCUGCGCAAAGAUCAGUCGUUGAUCUGGACACCAGAAUGCGAUCAAGCAUUUUUCAAACUCAAGGCCGCUCUCAUUUCGGUUCCGGUCCUUAUAAGACCAGAUCCCUUUUGUUCUCAUCACCGACUGGCAGCCAGAGGCGAUUUCGGCGAUCCUUGCCCAGGUGGGAUCGAGCGGACUCGAGAGUGUAGUGGAGUGACGUGGACGGGCACUAGCGAGCAUCCCACGUGGAUCGAGAAUCCGGAGUUGCUGAUCAUACAGGCUUGGAGGACUAACAUGGAAGGAGAUCUUCUUGGCUUUCUCUUCGGAUCGGUCCGGCCAGGUCGAUGCCACCUGAUUGCGCAGGAGCUUAUCGCACCGAUCGUGCAAUUGGCAGAUGAUCUCUCGCCCGACAUCUAUUUUCAGAGUGACAACAGUCUUGCUCCGUACAUUCUCGAGCGAUCAUUGGAUCCGUACCUUCAGUGGACCGCGUGCUUGGAGGAACCUAAGGACAAGGAUACCCUACCAUCGCGGCAAGAGUAUCUGAAGUUGUACGAGAUCACCCCUCACGCCUUUUAUCCAAGGGCAGAGGAAGUGGUGAUCGACGACGACGACGAAGAAAAAGACGACGACGAGGAAACAUUGGAGGAGGGAAGCUAUAGUGAACAUAGCGAGGGCGAAUUGAGCGAAGCAGAAGAGGAGGAAGAAGAAACCGGAUCCGAGUGGGAAGCCUUGCCGGAGGAAGCGACACGUACGGGAACGGAGGCGGAAGAUCCGGAAGCGGCGCGAAAGCGCGAAGAAAUUACCACCGGGAAGCGCCAACUGGAGUUCGCCAGCGAAGCUAGCCUGCACGUCGGUAGCGAUCCGACCAGGGAUCCAGAGCCGCCGAAGCCCGAAGAUGGCGACCCUGCAGCCGCCACCUCAAGUACCGCGCGACGGAGACGGAGCCGAUCCCCCUCCUCCUCCAGCCCCACCCGUCCCCCAGUUCGCCCACGUACCGAUGCGAGCGAUAGGCCUUCGUCCUCGGACGCUGUCCCGCCGACCCCUUGACCUCCUCACCCUUGAGCAGAUCCGUACCCCCGUCACCUUCCUUUCCCAUCCUUUCCAUCCCCAUCUCUUCCGUGACUUCUAUUCUACCCGUCU